Molecule: messenger RNA, 3196 nt
Organism: Larimichthys crocea (large yellow croaker)
Lineage: Eukaryota; Metazoa; Chordata; Actinopteri; Sciaenidae
Gene: pkp1b
Product: plakophilin 1b
Exons: 13
Coding region: 344-2530 (728 amino acids)
Biological process (GO): cell-cell adhesion
Cellular component (GO): plasma membrane; nucleus; cytoplasm
Molecular function (GO): protein binding
Source: RefSeq, a predicted model, not a curated record
ACUGAAGCUGUGGUGAAGUAAACAAGAAAAAAGUACAAGCGAGUAAAGUAAAUGUGUGCAGUAAGAUACACGAGUAACUGUACUUAGUUACUUUCCACCAUGAAUCGAGUAUUUGUCAUGACAAGUGAGAGAAAGUGCAGAGAGUGGGACAUAAUGCCUGACUGCAGCAUUGUGCCUGGAUGGGUGCGGUCUUAUCGUGCAGGGCUGGGCAGGGCAAGGUGCGCUUAUCCUGUGCACUUCAGACAACACUCCGCAGCUGACUGGUUUCCCGUACGAGCAGAGCCCUCCUUUGGAUGUUGUUGUUGGGGCCACCUGGACAGCUGGAAAGAAAAGAAAAAAAAAAAUGACGAACCAGUAUCCGCUGAAAUCCGUCAUUUCCAUCACGAGUGUGGACGACACGUCGUUGGCUUUGCCCUCAGUGAACCAGUAUCGAUCUGGACAGCAGCGCGUCCUCGAACAAGUGCAAACCAUCAGGAGGACCAAAUCCAGGCAGUCCAGCAGCAGCAGGAGUUUAUCUACUUCUUUGUCUCCAACAAGCCCUGUAUAUGACUCAGUGUUCAGUGAUGCCUCAAAGUCACAGUCGAGCACAUCUAAUGGAACUGUCUUCUUUGGGAAUGGCUUUUCUAAAGCGCUCAACCUAGAAAAAAACACCACCCGUCAACCAAUCAACAACAUAAAGGGUUCCCCUGUGAAGAGGAACACAUUUUCUACCUAUCAACAAGAGAGGAGUCACGCCACCGGUGGCGCCAUGCGGUUUGGUCAAGCCAACACCAGCCGCAGCGAGCCUGAUUCAGCCUGGCAGCGCACCAAACGCUCUGUUGCUGGGCAGAGGUUCCAUUCCAACAGGCCCACCUUCAAGGCAGAAAGACCCACCAGUAUGUUUGUAGUGAGCCCCACAACCCAGACUCCUCUCUUUCAGUCUCAAUUCAGUGUUAAUGGCAUAGGCCAGACCAAAAUAAAUACCCAGUUUGGAUUGAGCAAAGUUGAUUCUUCCAAACAAUCCUCAAAGCCUCCUGUUACAGAGAGUGGUCUGAAGGGAAAAGAAGAUUCUGGGUCAAAUGGGAACACUGGAGUUGCUGAUAUCACUAUGAAAGAGGCUGUGGAGUACCUUACCAACAAGGACGAAACCUAUCAGCACUGCGGUGCUUCCUACAUACAGCACAACACUUUUAUUGACGAUAAUGCCAAAGAGGAGUUGUUGAAACUCAAUGGGAUCCCUGCGUUGGUGGCUUUGCUGCGCAGCUCCAGUCAGCAGGUCCACCAGACAGCCUCGGCCGCCCUACGUAACCUGUCCUUCAAAAGCAACAAUAGCAAGGAGCAGAUCAGUCGCUGCGGUGGCAUCACAGAGGCUGUGACUCUGCUCAGAGACACAGACUCUGCAGAGAUACAGAAACAGCUGACAGGUCUCCUGUGGAAUUUGUCCUCUGUCGACAGCCUGAAGCCAGACCUGCUGAAGAGUGCUUUGCCUGUCUUAAUGGAGCGUGUGAUCCUGCCUUACACAACAGGUCCUGACCGGACUAACAAUGAUCAUGAUGCCUUCUUCCAUGCCACCGGGUGUCUAAGAAACCUGAGCAGUGCAAAGCAAAACAACAGACAGGCGAUGAGGAAAUGUCGAGGUUUGAUCGACUCUCUGGUCAAAUAUCUUCAAGACUGCGUGGAAGCAGGAAAACCUGAUGAUAAGCCUGUAGAAAACUGCGCCUGCAUCCUGCACAACCUGACGUUCCAGCUAGAGGACGAGGCUCCGGCUCUUUUUGGAAGGAUCACAGCUUUGGCCAAACCUGUCAACAGGAACAACAGCCAGGGUGACGCCGGGCCCAUCGGCUGCUUCAGCCCACAGAGCAAACAACUAGAACAGGAGUGCCACUUUGAUUUCCCGGUUGUUGAGGAUCCACUGCCAAGUGGUGCAGGCUGGCUGAUUCACUCCAAAACUCUGCAGAGUUACCUGUCUUUGCUUGGCUCCAGCCAGCAAGAAGAAACACAGGAAGCCUGUUGUGGAGCGUUACAGAACCUCACCACAAAUGAAGGCAUUGUCUCCGGUGUAAUGAGCCAGAUAAUUGUGCAGAAACUGAAUGGCCUGAAAACCAUCAGUCCCCUUUUAAAGUCAAACAAAGUCAAUCUGCAGAGGAACGUAGUGGCUUUGGUAAGAAACCUGACCAAGAACCCAAAUCUGCACAAUAAUAUAGCUCGUAAAGCUCUCCCAGAGCUGCUGGCCACCCUGAGUGAAGGCACCAAGAAAGGAAAUGAGUCUGAUGACACACUGGCCAUGGCCUGCCAAACCGCCAACUGCCUGUUUAUGAAGGACCCCGAGAUAGGAAAGCCCCUGUUGAACUACAACUUGAUAAACUCACUAAAUGAGCUCAGCAAAAACGGGUAUCUCCCCAAAUCCAGGAAAGCCGCAGCUCUGCUUCUUUACAACCUCUGGUCAGAAAAGGACUUGCAAAGCUUCCUGAAAAAACAAGGGAUGGUUAAGUCCUUCUUUGUGAAUGAUGUCACCAUGGCGGCACACAAGUCGGUUCAAGUUGUCGAUUAACACGACGUUCUAAAUGGAGCUCUGAAAAUUAUUAAAGAAGUAAGUCACCUGGACGUUCCUUUGCACAUCCACGGGAUCUAUAUGCUCUGAGGCUGAGCAGCAUCCUUUGUCAUUUCACAAAGAAUUACUGAUUACAAUUAUUGAUUACAUAUCCUCAUAAUCAUUCCAUCAAUAAAUGGUUACAUACAGUAACCAGUAGCCCUGUAUGUAUGCUGUAAGGUUGUAAUUAUUUUGGAAUAAAGGUGAAGGUUAAGAUGUUAGACUUCAAGUUUUUAGUUGCUUUUCUUGCUUUAACUGCCGUCUUUGAAUGUAAAUUCUUCACGUGUACCUGCAAUAUGCAAUCUGGUACCAUGAGCUUGAUAUAUUAGAUAAUAACAUAAGGGUUAGGAUCUUACUUUGCACUGAAAUUACUGUUUUUGAUAUCAUAACACAACACUGUAAAAACAUCAUAAAAUGAACAUAGAUGACAAUAGAGGACAUUUUCUGUUGUGUUAAAGUUUGCCAUAAAAAAACAGUAGCAUUGUCUUAAGCAGCAAUGUGUGUUUACAUUUUGUAAAGACAACUUUUAUGUGGUGUAUCAAUCUUAUUUUUCACAUUUAUGUGUGUGAUCUUGAUCAUCUAUUUGUAUUAUCUUUAAAAGUGUCAAUAAAAGAUGACAGAGUUCUA